Dipodomys spectabilis (banner-tailed kangaroo rat) is the source of this 596-nucleotide messenger RNA. It is a transcript of the gene Cebpzos, whose product is annotated as CEBPZ opposite strand. NCBI's taxonomy places the organism in Eukaryota, Metazoa, Chordata, Mammalia, Rodentia, Heteromyidae. The record is from RefSeq and is a predicted model, not a curated record. The transcript is spliced from 5 exons. The coding region runs from base 84 to 314 and encodes 76 amino acids.
UGCGCCUGCGCAGCUUCGGUGCGCGCGCCUUCGGUGGGACAGGCUGACUUGGGGAUCCCUAGUGCGCCGGGACAGCCUGUACCAUGGAACCAACAGCAAAGAAGAUCUUUAAAGGAGUUUUAGCAGCUGAACUUGUAGGCGUUUUUGGAGCCUAUUUUUUGUUUAAUAAGAUGAACACAAACCAAGAUUUUAGGCAAACAAUGAGCAAGAAAUUUCCCUUCAUCUUGGAAGUUUAUUACAAAUCCGUUGAAAUGUCUGGAAUGUAUGGAAUUAGAGAACAAGAUCAAGAAAAGUGGAUGAAUAGCAAAAAUUAAGAAAUUCGCUGCUGAUCCUUUUACUGGAGAAGAAAUAUGUACCAAACAAGACUAAAUUCUCACAGCGGACAUGGGCAAGGUUUGAAAUAGUUAAAGCAAAAUAUAAAUUUUAAUUCAGAGAUCUUAUUCUUUGGACUAUGGAAAUGUCAUGAAGAUAUGUCUACAGUGUUAUCAAUAUACUUUAUACUUGUGAACUCAUCUAUUCUUCUGGAUCUAUAAACUUUUCAAAGUUGACAAUAAGAAAAUGUUAUUUUGGGUAUUUAUUAACUUAAAUUCAUACAA